This is a messenger RNA of Macaca mulatta (Rhesus monkey), 1838 nucleotides long. NCBI's taxonomy places the organism in Eukaryota, Metazoa, Chordata, Mammalia, Primates, Cercopithecidae. The record is from RefSeq and is a predicted model, not a curated record.
UUCGCUAAUCUCUUUGGGGACCAGAGGGCGACAACGCAGCGCCACUCUUACAGGAAUUCCCUUCACCUCCUCCUUCAUGAUCCUAUCUCAGCACCGUCUCUGCGAGGGGGAAAAAGAAGGCUCGCUGAUGAAUGUUAGCAGGUCAGCAGGGGUGGGAGGGCGUCCUCCUCGGUUCCGACCCUUCUCAGCGGGAACACUGCCUUGGGAGAUUCACUCUCCAGGACUUGGCCAGGGCUGGACCGUCCGUCAGCCCUGCACUCUAAAGAGAGUGCACGCGCGUCUGAAAGGCAAAGAAAAAACUCCAACGGGGACAGCGACAAAGAACCAAAACCCUAGGGUACCGGGAAGAAACAGGUUCUGAGCUAAGGUGUGCCCCCGUAACUCACCAAACUAAAUGUCCCUUCCCCGUUCUCCACGGGUCUCCAGCCGCCCUGUCCCAGACGGAGCUUUAACCGCCAAGUUUCAAAUCCGUUCCGGAGACGCCAACCAAUUGCAGUGCGGACUGCCGAGGGCGGAGCGCGCACGUCGGCGCGCGCAGGCCGGCGCGGUGGGAAGGGGAGGGUCAGUUUGUUGCACCCUGGCCCGGCCUCUUUUCCACCCUGCGGAGCAUCCGCUUCCGGUUCCCAGACUGAAUUGGCGGUGAGCGGAGUUUGAGGUCGCUGUGGACUGCCCACUGGAUUGUUGUGAAAAAUGAGGUCCUCUUUCUAGAGUACCUGGCAGGUUGCUUGGCAUCCAGAAGAUGUUUAGCUAAGUUAAGAGUUUUCUUUUUCCUUCCUGCUCUCCUCCAACCUUAACACCUAGAUGUGGGCUGUGCCCGUAGACUGACUGCCUUGGAAUGGGUUGGAGCUGCUUUCUGAAACUUGCUGGGCUGCUCUCCCUUUUGAACCACUUUUUGUCUGUUCUGAUUCACUCUUCCAGGGCCUUGCCCGAGAUGGACAGCCGGAUUCCUUAUGAUGACUACCCGGUGGUUUUCUUGCCUGCCUAUGAGAAUCCUCCAGCAUGGAUUCCUCCUCAUGAGAGGGUGCACCACCCAGACUACAACAAUGAGUUGACCCAGUUUCUGCCCCGAACCAUCACACUGAAGAAGCCUCCUGGAGCUCAGUUGGGAUUUAACAUCCGAGGAGGAAAGGCCUCCCAGCUAGGCAUCUUCAUCUCCAAGGUAAUUCCUGACUCUGAUGCACAUAGAGCAGGACUUCAGGAAGGGGACCAAGUUCUAGCUGUGAAUGAUGUGGAUUUCCAAGAUAUUGAGCACAGCAAGGCUGUUGAGAUCCUGAAGACAGCUCGUGAAAUCAGCAUGCGUGUCCGCUUCUUUCCCUAUAAUUACCAUCGCCAAAAAGAGAGGACUGUGCACUAGAAAGUUGCAGCCCACAGCCCUUCAUGUGAACUCUGCCAUGACAUGCUAACUAGACUUUAGGAGAGCCACUUCUAUUUUCAGCCCCUCCCUGGAAUAGUGAGUUGGGAGGAUGGGGAGACAGCUAACCAACUGAAUUACCCAAACUGUAUUGCACUUUUAGUUCCCUAGUUUUCUAGGUGAGCUUCAUUCCCUGAAAGGAGGAUGAUAUCUAGGCAUAACCUAGCCUGUGAGGAACCUAGUUAGGAAAGACAGCUGACAUUUAUUGAAUACCAUGUACUAGUCCCUUACAUAUGUCAUAUUUUAAUUAUAGAAAUCAGUAGCAAAAAGAAUCUUGGGGAUUUUCCAUCUGACUUCCCUGACCAUCUUAUCCCAUCCUUGUACUACCAGAGGAUUCAUACACUUUUGAGACUCCAAAGAGACCCUGAUUUCACCCCUUCCUCCUCCUAGCCUCUCCCCCAAAAAGUAAAACACAAUGCUGAAGAAA